Molecule: messenger RNA, 543 nt
Organism: Zymoseptoria tritici IPO323
Lineage: Eukaryota; Fungi; Ascomycota; Dothideomycetes; Mycosphaerellales; Mycosphaerellaceae
Exons: 3
Coding region: 1-543 (180 amino acids)
Source: RefSeq, a predicted model, not a curated record
AUGUUCGCCAAUCCCCUCGACUCGACGACCAUCACCGCUGGCACCACUACCAUACGACAUCGCUUCGAACGAAAAGCCCGCGCUUCCGACUAUGCUGCAUGUACCAAUACACCUCCUCGCCAAAUCUGGCUCAUGGGCACUUGUCUUGGGAGGUUGGCGUUUGGCGAAGUCAGGCCGUAUCCUAUCAGACAGUUCUCCAAACUUGAAGACGUCCUUCGUGUGAGCUUGACGAGGUGGACUGAAGAAGACGCUCUGAAGAUGGUCGCAAUGACAAACUUUCUGGGCAUCCACUAUGCCACUCGAUACCCGAGGAGCGGAUUCGAUGGAGAGGCGGAUAAGAAAGCCGGCCAUGUUUCUGACGGCCUCCACACCGGUCGCCAAGAGAGCCAGAGACCAUUGGAGGAAAGCGGCGGCACUAGUUUCAACGAGGAUGAGGCAGAAGACGAGGCCGCCGAUGUCUCUUACAAUAUGGCCAACACCGGGUGGAAACCAGCCAGCGCUAUCGACCAGGUUGACGUAUUGCGGCCGGUGCUCAGGAGGUAG